Messenger RNA from Cylicocyclus nassatus, 168 nucleotides. The record is from the annotation of a GenBank genome assembly. Lineage: Eukaryota; Metazoa; Nematoda; Chromadorea; Rhabditida; Strongylidae.
CUUCCAAUAAGUAUAAUGACGUCUUUCAAAUUUCUUCUGAUAACUCUCCUUGCGUUUAUGUUCAUCUGCAGCACUUCUGUGGAAGCAAGACCCAGACACCAUCAUCCCAAACCAAGGCAACCCCCCCGUAAGCCAGCACAUCGAUGUAAUUUUAAGUGUCUCCGUCGU